AUGUCGCGGCAAGAUAAAGCGACGACAGAAAGACAUGCAAAAACCCUCAGAGAGCUCCUCAAGAAGCCGGAGAACAAGGUCUGUGCUGACUGCAAACGAAAUGAUCCUCGAUGGGCGUCCUGGAACAUUGGCGUCUUCCUGUGUAUUCGCUGCUCAGGUAUUCACCGCUCGAUGGGCACACAUAUCAGUAAGGUCAAGUCGGUGGACCUUGACGUAUGGACUCCGGAACAGAUGGCUUCCAUACAGCGGUGGGGAAAUCGUUUAGCUAACCUGUACUGGGAGGCACACCUCAAGCCAGGGCACAUCCCAGCGGACCACAAGAUGGAAUCUUUCAUCCGCUCAAAGUAUGAGUCUCGACGUUGGGCUCUCGAUGGACCGCCGCCGUCGGAUCCAUCCGUUCUCGAAACCCAGGCAGCACAAAGCACACAAUCCACGCAGGCCAUACCAGCAGUCACUGCACCUUCAGCGCCAUCUUCUGGUUCACCAUCCGUGACGCCGUCUGUAGCAUCCGCCCCGCGCCCUAGCGUCACCAACCGCCAACCACAACCGCACCAGCUACUCUCCGCAGGCAUCGCCAACCGCACCCACCAAGCUGCCACACACCCCGCUCUCUCAACCCCAGACACGCAGCUCCAGCAGCCUGCCGCAUCCGCGUCCGUGCCGCAGGCUACUCCUGCGAACGAACUAUUCUCGCUCGACUUCCACCCGCCUUCAGAAUCGAGCACUCCUACCGCAGCCCCAGCAAAGAAGGAUGUCAAGCAGGACAUCCUCUCCCUCUUCUCGACACCGGCACCGACCCCUGCGCAGCCGGCGUUCCCCCAAUUCGCCCAGGCCGACGCCGGGUGGGGAAACUUCGCCUCACAGGUGUCCCCUCAGCCGCAGCCACAGCAGACAAGCAUGAUGGGGAACGCUGGUGUUGCGAUGUGGGGUGCGAGCUCGGGGUGGAAGGCUCCGGCUCCACCGUCCCAGCCGAGCCUCUGGGGUAACGCGAGCGUGCAACCUCCGCAACAGCAGCAGAGUCUUUUCACCACGAGCGACGUCUGGGGUACUCAGAGCGCUGUUGCAGCCACGGGUGAUCUCUUCGGUACAUCUGCAGGCAUGCAGAAGAAGGACGAUGCUUUUGGCGACAUUUGGGGCGGGUUUAAGUGA
Molecule: messenger RNA, 1149 nt
Organism: Sparassis crispa
Lineage: Eukaryota; Fungi; Basidiomycota; Agaricomycetes; Polyporales; Sparassidaceae
Exons: 5
Coding region: 1-1149 (382 amino acids)
Biological process (GO): intra-Golgi vesicle-mediated transport; endoplasmic reticulum to Golgi vesicle-mediated transport; endocytosis
Cellular component (GO): Golgi apparatus
Molecular function (GO): metal ion binding; GTPase activator activity
Source: RefSeq, a predicted model, not a curated record